AUGUGGGCUUUCUCGGGUUGCUUGCAUUUUCCGAGCAUGACAAUUAACUUGAUAUUUUUGUGUGGUGGUUUGCAAAUAUCACGAGAGCGCAUGUAUGAGCAUUCAGUGGCUUACAUCUCAGCCUCAAAUUUACCCAACACUUCAGGAAAUCGGAACCAAACUUUAACUGAAAUCAAAAUCAAAGUACAGGAAAAAGACGAGACCUUAAGAGCAGACUCCCAGCGCAAAGCGGUGAUUCGCUCCUUCUUCAACCUCCUUCGCCUGUGUGUUUCUGGUCUGGCCUUUGAAUGUUUUCGAGACGGGGCCCGGCCCGCCGCGGGUUCUGACGAGGUGGUUGAGUGGAAUCGGAUAGGGGCUGCUGGGCCCGGCGACGGACGCCAUGAUUAA
This is a messenger RNA of Striga asiatica, 387 nucleotides long. NCBI's taxonomy places the organism in Eukaryota, Viridiplantae, Streptophyta, Magnoliopsida, Lamiales, Orobanchaceae. The record is from the annotation of a GenBank genome assembly.